AAGAACGUGAUGCAAUUAAUAUAGAUUUAAUUCAUGCUUUAACUCAAGCUAAUAUUCCACUUGAGAAAGUCGAUAAGCUUAAACCGUUCUUCUUGAAGUACUGUAAAAACGGUGGUUCUAUCGUUGAAUCUACUCAAUUGCGUAGCAGAUACUUGCCUAUUACGUUUAAUUCAGAAAUUGAGAAGUUAAAACAACUUUUAGUUAGAAAACGAAUUUCUAUUACUAUUGACAAAUCGCCGGACGUUUGUGGAAGGGCUGCCGUAAAUGUUUUAUUUAGUUUUUACAAUACAACUAAAUUAGUUAAAACAGAGCAUUUAGAAGUUGUUAAUAGUACUACUAUCACAUAA
Molecule: messenger RNA, 347 nt
Organism: Ambispora leptoticha
Lineage: Eukaryota; Fungi; Glomeromycota; Glomeromycetes; Archaeosporales; Ambisporaceae
Source: the annotation of a GenBank genome assembly